AUUCCAUUAAUGACAACAGACAAAUGUCAGACUUCAUCAACAGCUUCAGAGAGAAUGCCUGUCGUUUCGCUUUCAAAAGUGAUCCAUCCUCUCAGUCUGGCCAUGACUCUACUCCCCGCCAUCAUUACGCCGUCUCUCCUGUCCUCCAUUCGCAAACACCCCUCACCUGCCAGCGCACACGUGGUAUUUAAUCGCAUCAAUCACACGCUCUCGCAUUCAAACCGACCAGAUGAAGUCUCAAAAGUCUAUUAGCACGCCCUGUGGGACGGCCCUGGGGACACUGUACCGAGCCAGGACGAGAAGCUGCGGGCUUCACGCCGCAUCCGCGAGGCCUGAUCAAGGCCGCUGCAGUCAGCGGUGUUCCAAGGGCACCGGUUGAUCUUCCCUUUGGAUGAGCUUCACCAUGAGCUCUCAAAGGGCGGACGUCCUCAAUUGGUUCCUUGCCAGACAAUUAACAGCUUGCUCGAGCUGAAGAAGGUGACACCUGAAGAGCUGCUGGACGACCCAGAGGCUCCC
This is a messenger RNA of Parathielavia appendiculata, 516 nucleotides long. RefSeq lists its product as uncharacterized. Lineage: Eukaryota; Fungi; Ascomycota; Sordariomycetes; Sordariales; Chaetomiaceae. Bases 55 to 252 code for a protein of 65 amino acids. The transcript has a single exon. The record is from RefSeq and is a predicted model, not a curated record.